Molecule: messenger RNA, 240 nt
Organism: Gaeumannomyces tritici R3-111a-1
Lineage: Eukaryota; Fungi; Ascomycota; Sordariomycetes; Magnaporthales; Magnaporthaceae
Exons: 1
Coding region: 1-240 (79 amino acids)
Source: RefSeq, a predicted model, not a curated record
AUGGUCAAAGCUUCCAAGCGAACAACACUGUGGCAACAAAACAGUGCCAUCCAGCUACAGCAGUGGCUCCCUCCUGGAGUCAGGACCUGGCAACCUCACUGGGGCCUUGGGGAGGGCAGAGCCAAGCAGAAGCACAGCCCCGUCGACCUGCCAUCCAGAUACAGAAGCAGCACUUUCAAAGGAAGUAUUGCUCAGCAGAAGCCGCUCGGCUUGAUGAGGGUGCCCGAAGGCGGUCCGUAA